GCUGGCGAGGCAGCCAUGUUGUCGGGCUCAGGGAAGAGCACAGUCCUGCUGCCUGUGCUUUUGCAAUCAACUAUUAAGGUGCAACUAUGCCCAAAAGAAAGGCUGCAGCUGAAGGCGAGGCAAAGGAGGAGCCAAAGAGGAGGUCAGCUAGAUUAUCUGCUAAACCUGCUCCACCAAAACCGGAGCCAAAGCCCAAAAAGGCAGCACCUAAGAAAGAGAAAGCAGCAAAUGAUAAGAAGGAGGACAAAAAAGCAGCAACAAAAGGGAAGAAGGGAGCCAAAGGCAAAGAUGAAGCUAAGCAAGAGGACACUAAAGAAGAAAACCACUCUGAAAAUGGAGAUACCAAAACUAAUGAGGCACCAGCUGCUGAAGCAUCUGAUGAUAAGGAAGCCAAGUCCGAGUAAUGUUAACCCUGCCCUAUAUCUCCAUCAUUUGGUAUCCGUACCUCCAUGCUGUAUUGUUAACAGAGAGGAAUAUUUUUAUCAACUAUUUUAUAAAUGCAGGUUUUUUUAGCAUGAAUUUAAUUAUGGAACAUCUUCAUCUCGGUUACUUGGGAAUUAAAUCCCUAACAAAACAAAAAAAAUCAUUGUUUUUAAAUUUUGUGAUUGUAAUAGUUUGUAUGGUACAUGGAAAGAAUAAGUGGUGGUAGCUUUUGACUUCUGUCAGUGUGUCCCUUUUUGUGUAAGUCAUGCUUACAGACUUCAGAUUUUAAUUUUACCCUUGUACGUGUUGUAUGGUUUCUUAAAGUGGGGAGGUCUCAAAACAAAUAACUGUUAAACAUUCCAGUGGUUCUGUGGGUUGCUUUUAUAAAGAAGGUGAGAUAUUUUCAUGAAAAUCUUAAGAGCUGAAAAUCUGCUGUUUCCCAAAUGUAAUUUUAUUUUGUCGGUUUUGAAAAAAAAUAAAAGUGUAAUCUUGUUUUUAAAUGAAAUACAAAAUUUCUUUUAAAAGGGCAGGUUGGUUGUAUGUACCCACUGUUAGGAAUUUUGCUGGAUUUAUCUUAAUAAAAAAGACUCCUCAAAAGUUUAUUGUGGUUUGUUGCUUGUGCUGUAAACUUGUAUUAUUGGAAUAUAGUAAACCACCUAACGGUGGUUAGUAGCACAAUGCAUCAUGUUAAAAUAAACCAUGCAGCCAGCAGGCCUUUGAGUUCACAACAGGAUCAACAGUUGGGUCUGUAAGCCAUUUUCUUCAGCAACAUACACAAAUACCAAUAUGGGCCAGACCCAAGCAGGUGAAAUUGGCAGGGCUAAAUUGGUUUCAGUGCACAUAUAUGGAUUUACACCAUUUGGGAGUCUGGUCCUACAUCUUCAUUGUAAGGCCUUAAGCCCUCUUUCAUGGAUUGUAAUGCUUAAGGCCUAUUUAUAUUACUACUUAAGCAAAGAUGAUGUGUUUAAAAUAUAUGGCAUAACCAUAAUAGAAAUUAUUGGGAUUAACCUCCCAAAAUGUUAGGGUAACCUAUUUAUGUUAGAUUUGUUAGUCACUUCAAUAUAGUUUCUUAGUUUCCUCUUGCCCUAAGACCGUUGCAUACGUUUUUAUGCAUAGAGGUUUAAAGGCUAUUAUGCUUUGAUAGUAUGAAAUGGGUUUCUGUCAUUGUUAAGGAAAUGUUCUAUAGCAUUGGUUAAAACGUGCCCUUCCAUAAUUCUUGUUAUAUUUCACUUACUUACGAAUUUAUUACUUUAAAAAGAAUUUCAGGAGCCCAUUUACUAUUUUCUAGUAGGAGGCGCACAGGUAUACACAAGUGUUUCCCAUUAAUGCAGUACUCUUCCUGAUUAAUUUGGGAGAUGGUAACUAGGCUCCAGGCCAGGGUUUAAAUGGAGUAAUAAUAGUUUUCUACCUAAUUUUAUUCCUGUUAUUACAAUUAUACAUUCAAAUUGAAUAUCAAGAAUAUUCUACAUCUUCAUCUUAAAGUAUUCUUUUUAU
Gavialis gangeticus (Gharial) is the source of this 1917-nucleotide messenger RNA. RefSeq names its product non-histone chromosomal protein HMG-14A. Gene Ontology annotation, biological process: chromatin organization. The record is from RefSeq and is a predicted model, not a curated record. NCBI's taxonomy places the organism in Eukaryota, Metazoa, Chordata, Crocodylia, Gavialidae. Bases 16 to 513 code for a protein of 165 amino acids. Gene Ontology annotation, molecular function: nucleosomal DNA binding. Gene Ontology annotation, cellular component: nucleus; chromatin. The transcript has 7 exons.